Molecule: messenger RNA, 939 nt
Organism: Mercurialis annua (annual mercury)
Lineage: Eukaryota; Viridiplantae; Streptophyta; Magnoliopsida; Malpighiales; Euphorbiaceae
Exons: 2
Coding region: 1-939 (312 amino acids)
Molecular function (GO): zinc ion binding
Source: RefSeq, a predicted model, not a curated record
AUGUGUAUAGUUUAUGAUCGACAUGAAAGCAUUAAAAAUGCAGCCACUGCAUUUUUUCCAGAAGCUUCCCAUGUAUUGUGCACAUUUCAUUUAUUCAACAAUGUUAAAAAAAACUUCAAGAAGUCAUCAAAACAACUACGAGAAGCAUUUUAUGGGGCAGCAAAAGCCUACACAACUGAGGCAUUUGACUACUACAUGAAGCAACUUGACGGUAUGUGCAGAGGUUUAAAGACUUACCUAGAAGCUGUUAAGUAUAAAAAAUGGGCACGAGCACAUUGCGAAAAUAACAGGCACAGAGUCAUGACAACUAAUAUUGCAGAAUCAAUGAAUUCCAGAAUAAAGGCAGGUAAGGAUCUCCCAAUCACUACACUACUUGAGUACCUACGAAAAAUGGUGCAAGAAUGGAGCUACGCGAAUAGGCAUCUGGCACGAUCAACUUUCACAAACCUAUCAAAAAGAGCAGAAGAUAUAUUGAAUGACAAUUACAUUCAGUCAUUGAAAUUAGUGGUUUCAAAUUCAAAUGACAAUGUGAAGACAAUCUAUGAUCAUAAAACAAAGUUCAUUGUCGACCUCAAAAAAAGAACGUGCACAUGUAGGAGAUUCGACAUUGAUGAAAUUCCUUGCCCACAUGCAAUGGAAAUACUCAAAGAAUUCAAUCAAGAUCCUUACAAAUUUUGUUCGCAUUAUUUCACAAAAGAAACAAUACUGAAGACAUAUGAAGAAACAGUAUAUCCAGUGGUAGAUGAAAGUUUGUGGAAUGUCCCGGAAGAAGUGGCACAAAAGAUUGUUAAUACACCACAAGGAAGAACAAAGUCGGGAAGGCCUAGGAAGAAAAGAAUUAGAUCUGCCGAGGAAACUACAAAUCAUAACAAGUGCAGCAGAUGUGAAAAAAAAGGACACAAUGUGAAGACAUGCAGGAAUAUGCCUAAGAAAAAAUGA